Calliphora vicina (urban bluebottle blowfly) is the source of this 5087-nucleotide messenger RNA. It is a transcript of the gene Pdzd8, whose product is annotated as PDZ domain containing 8. Gene Ontology annotation, cellular component: mitochondria-associated endoplasmic reticulum membrane contact site. Gene Ontology annotation, molecular function: lipid binding; protein binding. Gene Ontology annotation, biological process: mitochondrial calcium ion homeostasis. NCBI's taxonomy places the organism in Eukaryota, Metazoa, Arthropoda, Insecta, Diptera, Calliphoridae. The record is from RefSeq and is a predicted model, not a curated record. The transcript is spliced from 8 exons. Bases 854 to 4051 code for a protein of 1065 amino acids.
CUGUUUUACAAAAGAGAAAGCAAAACACCACCGCCGUCGCGGGAACAAACAAAAACAAAAUGGAUUUAGAUUGUUUACUUUCAUCAAAUGAAAACAUUCAAAUGCCGGAUUUGUUUGAAAACAAACAAAUCGUAAACAAAAACAAAUGCAAACAAAACUCUGAAUAACAAACAUGUUUCGUUUCCACUCAAACAGCUGAUGGCAGCACAACUAAACUCCGGCGCAACUAUUGAUUUUAAGGGGUUGUUUGGAAAAGAGCGUGAGAACAAAACGGAAUCGAACACAAAAUGCACCCCCAAAGCGCAAGCACUUCAGUAGAAAAAUACUUUGAAUAUUAAUGUCCAUACAAGUGCAAGUGAUACAGACACGUCGAAUAAACAAAAGCGGAAAUACGGAAAUUAAAUUAAUAAGAAAUUUAUUUAAAAAAUCUACAUAAAACUGCUAAAAAGUUAUGAUUAAACUGUAGAAAAAUAAAUAAGAAAUAAUAAUAAAAGUGCAGAAUAAAAUUAAAAAAAAGAGGGAAAGAGUUUCCUCAAAAAAUCAAAAAUGUAACACGUCUGCUUAAAAGUUGAUUUUUUUUAGUGAAGAAUUUAACAACCCACACCCUAAGUUAAUGUAUACCAAUCUAUUGUAUAUUAAACAAUGCACUAAAAAUAACUUUUUUUUAACAAAACACAAAUUUAUUGACUUUUCCGUCUCCGCAGACGACUGUAGAAUUAUGUGUGAUUGGCUGUAUGAGUCUAAAGAGUGAUGAAAUAUAAUUAAAAAUCAAACAAACAAUUCAUAAAUUCCUCAAUACAAUAGCAAAGAAUUUUGAAAUAAUUAAAACGGCACGAUUUACGAAUCAAUCAAUAUGGAUAUAAACUUUUCCAUGUUGAUUCUAUUGUGUUUUAUAUUUUUUAUAAUUGGAGCAGUUUUUAUACUACUGCUGCAGUAUUAUGUGUAUAUGAAAUUCUCCCUACUGCCCGAGGAGACACCCGAGCAGAAGGACAUCAAUUCCAAAUACAAAUUGCCAACGAGUCUUUAUCAAACUGCUCUGGCUUUUAAUCAAUCAUCUGCAGCUGUGGCCGCCGCAACUGCAUCAUCAGCUGGAGCACCAACCACACCAUCCAAUCCAAUCGCCUCGGGUUUCAAUUUAAAUAGCAAAGAGCCAGAUGCUUCGUCGUUGGUGUCAUUGAAUUUUGUUAUGCAGUUCCUAUUUCAUGAAUUGAAAAAUUCAAAUCGCGUGAGAAAAUGGUUUUAUCGCAAACUUUCAUUGGAAUUGGACGAAUUGAUAGCAAAAACAACAACAGGCAAAUUAUUCGAUAAAUUAACGAUAAAACAACUUGAGUUGGGUGAUCAAUUUCCGGAGAUAAAAACCUUAAGAGUUCAUCAUGUUGAAUUGGAUGAAAGUGGCGAACGUAUUGAGAAUUUAGAUUUAUUAUUGGAGAUUCAUUAUAUGGGCAAUUUCCGUACAUCAAUAGAUGCUGAUAUGGUGCUGGGCAAGAAAGGUUCAUUGACAUUGAAAGUGAAACAACUUUCGGGCUUAGCUCGCUUGCAAUUUACUCGCAAUCCCUACACCCAUUGGUCUUUGAGUUUUCUGGGUGAUCCGGAAUUGGACUUGGCCAUUGAAUCGAAAUAUCAGGGACGACAAAUGCAAUCCAACAUUACCAGUUUAAUAUCGAAUCAAAUACGCAAAGCGGUCAGACGUAAGCAUACCCUACCCAAUUAUAAACUACGUUAUAAACCGUUUUUCCACAAGACACCCGAAGAAGAUGUGGGCGAGGGUGAAGGUAUACAACCGAAUGGGGUGUUGGAAGUAAAAGUCUCGGAAAUAUCACGCCUAAUGUGUCCGUCACAUUUAACGGAUAUUUAUUGUUCCAUAACCAUGGCAUCGUUAGCAUUUGUGGAGGCCCACCAGCAGGAUGAUCGGCAUGUUAUGGUGUCCCUGGAUGUGGAGAUACAUAAAGCUAAAAACCAACAAAUAGGUAUUAUAUUCAAACAGUCCGCGGCUGAUAUCGUAGAAAUCGAGGCAGUGUUGCCCAAUACCCCAGCCUGUAAAUCAAAUUUGAAAGUGGGUGACAUUCUGUUGGCCAUAGAGGGAAAACGCGUGGCUACGAUACAACAAGUAGCCAAAGUUAUUAAGAGUCUUCAGGCGAAUAGUUUUUGUUUGCGCAUUGAUCGUGUCAUACCGGGUAUUAUACGCAACGAUGCCAUUUUAGAGGAUUUAGAUAUCUACGAAGAUUUGGGAGAUAAUAAAAGUGGUUACAGCACAGCUGCCAAGCCCACUGAUACCAUACCCAUACGCAGCAGCAUUGACAAGGGCACCAGCAGCGAGUCCAGUUUAUCGAAUACUCCUACCAAUUCCCCCAAAAAGACAAAACUCAUAGCGAAAGCUUUAAAAAAAACCAUAAGUCGUGAUCAUAGUGAGAGUUUUAAGGAUGAGGAGGCCAAAUCAAAAGCUAAAGUUUUAGCCAAACAAGCUACUCUACACAAAGUUCCGUCUAAAACCAAUUGUGAAAGUUUACUUACCAGUUUUAAUGCGGCUUCGGGCGUAAAUGAUGUUGAACAUUAUUAUCAGCAUUCUACAAUCGAUUGUAAAUUGGCAAAUUUGAUACACAUGGAAGAUGUUUGUAAUUUCAAAUUGGAUCCCCAGUGUCGCUACUUAAAUGUGUGUGUUUAUGGAAAAAGUUUGGGAGAGAAUCAGUUGUUGGGUUUCACCAAUAUACCCAUCUAUCAGAUAUUGGCCGAAUGUUGUGAAACCAGUUUGAGUCAAUCGUUUAAGGCGUAUGAACUGAAUCCACCCAUACCAGAGGAUUUAAAAAAUCAUUAUUUGUCAAGUCAAUCUGGUUUUAAUCCCAAUUUGUGUUUUGGUGAUAUAUUAUUUGCUUUUACCUGGGAGGGCAAUCCCAAUUUGGGAGCCACAGAGACACCCUCUAAACAGCCAUUGAAAAUUAAAUCCAAAUCAAUCACCUCUGUUGACAAAACCGAUGACAGUGGCUACUCGGACACCAUUUCCAUCAAGUCCACUGAUACCACCACAACAUACCAAACACGAGCCCACAACUUCAUACGCACACAUUUCCAACGAGCCACACAAUGCGAUUUUUGUGGCAAGAAAAUUUGGCUUAAAGAUGCCGUACAGUGUCGCGAUUGUUUUAUGUGUUGCCACAAGAAAUGCAUAAAUAAAUGUCAAAAUGCCACAGUAUGCGGUCCGGUAGAUUGUUCCUCUGCACUACAACAGCAACAACAAACAACCUCAACGGUGGCAACACCCGAAUUUAUGGUUACCGAUGCCGACAUUGACACCGGCGUAGAACCAGUGGAAAACGAAAUUAUGUUUAACUCAGACAAUAGCGACAAAAAAUCAACAGCUACUACACCGUCACCCAGUAAUUUGGAGGUGCAUCGUUCAAGUUUGACUGGUUUAUUGGCACAGGGUAUUAAGCGUGUUAAUUCAGCUAAUAAUCUAGCCAUACCUGGCAUAGUAUCUUCUAUAGCGGGUGUUACGGGCAAUGUGAGUAGUAGUGUAGGUGGUGGCGUAACACCGGGUUCGAUAGCAAAAAGUUUACCACCAACUCCCCAACAUACACCUUCAAGAAAAUCUUCUGUGAUUUCUUUAGGUCCAAAUACUUUUGAUUUGGUUACCCAACGUUUGGAAGCAUUGCCCUCCGAUGUUACUAGCUUUUCGACCGAACAAAUUAUUUCAAUUACCGAUCAUAUUAUGCUUUUACCUAAGGAUGAAGAUGUCAUGAGUUUGGCAAAGAAUGCUAGCAAAAAUCUUUAUGGUGAUUUAAGUGGUUCCGAGAGAGUGGAUAAAAUUAAUAUAUUGCUCUCAAAAUUACGCUUGGCUCUGGACAGUGAAACUGCUAUACAUUCGAAUUUAACUGCUUCAAUGAAAAAUGGCAGCAGUGAACUUUUGGCCACAACUGAAACUGCUACAACACAACAACAAACAGCAACUAAACCAAAUAUUUUAGGGAAAUCCGAGGAACGUAUACAGGCGUUGAGUGUUACGAUGUUGUACUUGUGCACUGGACUGCAGCAUGCUCAAGGUGUUGCCAUGCAUUAAUGUUGCAGUGGCAGGAUACAAAAAUAAAGAAGGUUACCACACCUUCCAUACAUAUUGAAUACAAUUUUUUUUUAAAAAUAAGGCUGAAACAUUUCAAAACAUAUUAUGGAAUUUUGAAGUAGUCAAAUUAAAACAACAAGAAAAUAAAAUAAAAAAAUUAAGUAUUAAAAGAACUACAUACAAACAUACAUGUAUAACUAUUAUGACUAGAACUAAAUCUAAAAUGUAGAUGUUUAAGAUAUUAAAACAAACUAAAGUAUUGUGCAACUUUGGAAAUUAAGGCUUGACAUUUAUAAUCAAACUUAAUAUGUUCACAAUAUAAAGGGAAACACAAACAUUUAGCAAGAUUUUUGCUUCAGUAGACAAAAUGAACCCUUCCCCCUAAAAAAAAAUUAGACAAGGUUGUAAUCAAAUUCCCUUGAUACUCGUACAUACAUACUUACUGAAAAUAAAAAUACAUAAUAAUGAAUAUUGGAUGUAAUUGUAGUAUUUACGUACCAAUGAGUACAUUUAUUUACAUUUAUGUAUGGAUGUAUUUGAAUGGCUGUUUUAAAUUAUAAUUUUUACAACUAUUGCACCAGUUUUUAUGAAUAGUUUUCUUAAAAUCGUUUAUUGUAUCUUUAUUGAGAAUUAUUAAUAAAACGGCCUUUUUUUUAACAACCAGAAAAUAUUUUAAUUAUUCAUCAUGAAAAUAAAGUUAGCAGAGUUCAACUUAGUGUUACAAAUACACCAAUUAUAUUUUAAUGUUUUAACAAAUAUAUUUAUUAAUUAAACAAAAUAAAAUAAAACAAAGCAGAGUGUUAAAUGAAAAUAUUGUUUGAAAACACAAAAAAAAAACUACCAGAAAGUAAGAAGGAUCGAAAAUGAAACAGUAUUUAAGGUUUUAAUUCUAAAACGAAAAACGGAAUCUUUUAAACAAAUUAUGUAUUUUAUUAGUUUUUAAAUAUGUAAUUGUUAUUAACAAAAAAAUCAAUUAUGAAUUCAACAAAAAAAAAACAAAUUAAAUAUGAGAAAAUAAAAAUAAAUAUAUACAAAA